Molecule: messenger RNA, 2516 nt
Organism: Nerophis ophidion (straightnose pipefish)
Lineage: Eukaryota; Metazoa; Chordata; Actinopteri; Syngnathiformes; Syngnathidae
Gene: agfg1b
Product: ArfGAP with FG repeats 1b
Exons: 12
Coding region: 185-1591 (468 amino acids)
Molecular function (GO): GTPase activator activity
Source: RefSeq, a predicted model, not a curated record
GCAGAAGAAGAACCCCGCCAGCAGUCCCAAAUCUUCCAGCGAGACCACCCCGGCAAGGUGUCUGCCUCUCCGCCCGGCCGCUGCACUCCAACGCGGCAACUUUUCCACCCCCACCCCCCUGCCCUCUUUCCGGGUCUUCCACCACACCUUCCUCCCCGGCCACACCAGCUAAUUCUCCACGGCCAUGGCGACCAGCGCGAAGCGGAAGCAAGAGGAGACUCAUCUGAAGAUGCUCCGGGAAAUGACCAGCCUGCCCGCGAAUAGGAAAUGCUUCGACUGCGACCAGCGCGGCCCGACUUAUGUCAACAUGACCGUGGGCUCCUUCGUGUGCACUACCUGCUCGGGCGUCUUGCGAGGGCUGAACCCCCCACACAGAGUGAAGUCUAUCUCCAUGACCACGUUCACCCAGCAAGAAAUGGACUUCCUACAGAAACACAGCAACGAGGUCUGUAAACACAUCUGGUUGGGUCUCUACGAUGACAGGACAUCAGUUGUUCCAGAUUUCCGGGAGCCGCAGAAAGUAAAAGAGUUCCUCCAAGAAAAAUACGAAAAGAAAAGAUGGUAUGUGCCUCCAGACCAGGCAAGGGCAGUAGCAAGCGUCCAGGCCUCGGUGUCUGGCUCUUCCGCCAGCAGCACUGGUAGCACCCCAGAAGUGCAUCCUUUAAAGACCUUGCAGCUCAACAAGACCCCACUUCGUCAGUCCCCCAGUUUAGGUCGCUCUCAGGCUCACAUCACAGCUCAGGAGAAGAAGUUUGACCUGCUGUCAGACCUGGGGGGUGACAUCUUUGCUGCCCCGCCCACACAGGCCGCCACCUCCACCAACUUUGCCAACUUUGCACAUUUUCAAAGCCAGUCAGCACCUCAGGCUAACUCAGACUACAACUUUGCCAACUUUGAUGCAUUUGGAAACACUGCAAUUCCAUCCCAUCUGAGCACGUCCCCCCCCACAAAGUCCUUUUCCACAGGAAGAGGUGUGCCAAUCCCGUCAAUGUCGAGUGCUGUCCCUACCCAGUCCCAAACUGGGAGCUGCUCAGAAGAUCGUUACGCUGCUCUGGCUGAGUUGGACAACAAGCUGAGCUCCUCUGCAGGCAGCAAUGUCCAAGGGAAUAUAUUUGGUCCCGUGCUCGGCUCCUCGCCAGCCCAGAAUCCACCUGUUCUACCCAGCAUGCAGCCUGGCUAUGGAGGUGUCCCUUCCACGAAUCCCUUUGUUGUUGCGGCGGUUGCCUCGGAGAUGGCGACCAACCCUUUCCAAGCCAAUGGCAGAGCUCCAACUGCAGCCUCAUUUGGUACUGGCUCUAUGAGCAUGCCCGCUGGCUUUGGGAAUGCGUCUUCAUACUGCCUUCCGACCAGUUUCAGUGGAAACUUCCAGCAGCAAUUCCCUGGCCAGGCCCCCAUCCCUUACUCUCAACCCGGGGCCUACCACCCUCAGUCCAAUGGCCCUGCAUUCCCAGCCUAUGGUCCAAACAAGCCCUCCAUGACGCCUUUUGGUCAACCAAUGGCUGGUCCUGGCAUGUCCAAUAACCCCUUCAUGGCGGGAGCCCCUACCGGGCCGUUCACUUCGGGGGGUUCCACAACCAACCCCUUCCUGUAGCACAACUCCCAGUCCUCACCAGCAGAGGACAGCAUGCAGCACAUAGUCAACGCACCGUUCCGUCACGCUAUUAGUGGCAGUACAUUUCUUACAAAAAAAAAAAAACGUUUACACUAUUAAGAAGUGCAAAGGACUAUAUUCAAGGGACUGUUAGCGGGGGAAAAUGUACUGUUUGGACUAUAUUCAUGAUAUGCUUUUUAUUCUUUGUUUAUGACCACGUGCAUAUCAUUUGUAAUCACAUUUACGUACGUGUUAUGUAUAACAGGUGAGUAGACGCCUUGUGGAGAAACCACUACAUGUAAGUAAAGGUUUACACUUUAUGAUCUACAGGGUUCUCUAUAAACAUCCGUUGUCUGGAGUGUGGCCCACCCAUGGAGAUGCAGGUAUUUCAUUUCAAAAAAGGGAUUGUUUUAUUGUUCUUUUAGCAUAAAUGUUACUAUACUGGCACUUGGGCCCGAAUUGUCCACGGGUAAGCUUUUAACAGGCAGUUAAAGUUGCCUCAAAUCAAACGUGCGCUGAAUUUCACAUGCAGUUUUGUUGCAAGCUGGAAACUAAGGUCAGAGCUUUUGAGGAAAUAGAUGUGUGCCAUAGAGCACAGAUGCAGUAAAGCCGCAAGGUGAUUUGGAUGAACUGUGCAACAAAUAUCAUCCAAAUAUGCUCCGUUGUUGUUUAGGGCUGUCAGAUGAGCCGGUUUCAAAUGUUCACAAUGAACAGCGUUAACAUAAGAUUCAGUCUUGCUUCAAGCGCUGAAAAAGCUCUGUCUAAUCGAGGCCUCUUGACUCUGGACGUGGAUUAGGGUCCCCAUUUGUGCCGCUAGUGACUAACAAUGAACUUUGUGUGUUUCUUGUCUUUGCAAGAAUAGCUAAGUCAAUGUGUACAUAUAUAAAUAUAUGUAUAAAUAAAUUAAAGAUUUUUAAAUACUGCA